Molecule: messenger RNA, 3050 nt
Organism: Python bivittatus (Burmese python)
Lineage: Eukaryota; Metazoa; Chordata; Lepidosauria; Squamata; Pythonidae
Source: RefSeq, a predicted model, not a curated record
UCCAAGCCUGACGCUGGUCUCUUUUACAACUUCCCACUUCCUAGUCUAGCAAUGAAGCCGUUGUGGUGAUUUCAGGUACUGGAAAAGGCCUAGGGACCUCUCCUUGUCAAUUGCCAUCCUUCCACACAUCCUUUCCAUCUCCUCCCUCUCACUCCCCCAUCAUUCAUGCAUCUCAGAGGUUGGCCCACUGCCUUCUUGAGGAAAGGCCCCUUAAUACCUCAAAGCCACCACUGAAACAAUCCACUUUGCUUCCAUCCCAGCAGCCAUAAUGAUGCUCAUUUCUGGCUUCCUAUUCUUGCUCCCGCUUCUUUUCCAGAACCAGGGAGUUGAUGGGGUCCCUCCUCAGCUGAGAGGUGCCCAGUGCAGGACAAGACCUACCGAUCUGGUGUUCAUUGUUGACAGCUCCCGAAGUGUGCGCCCCAAUGAAUUUGACAAAGUCAAGGUUUUUGUGUCUCAGGUCAUUGAGGCACUUGAUAUAGGUCCUAAUACAACUCGGAUUGGAGUCAUCAACUAUGCCAGUGCUGUCAAGAAUGAAUUGUCCCUAAAAACUCAUCAUACCAAGGCCAGCCUGCUACAAGCAGUUCGCAGGAUUGAGCCUCUCUCCACAGGGACCAUGACAGGCCUGGCUAUACAGUUUGCCAUCAACAGAGCAUUCAGUGAAGGGGAAGGAGCCAGGGUGCGAUCCCCAGAGAUCAACAAGGUGGCUAUCGUAGUGACUGAUGGUCAUCCCCAGGAUGGGGUGAAAGAUGUAUCAGCAAGGGCAAGAGCUCUCGGGAUUGAAAUCUUUGCCAUUGGCGUGGGCCGCGUCGACAUGCAUACCUUGCGACAGAUAGCUAGUCAGCCCUUGGAUGACCAUGUUGACUAUGUUGAAAGUUAUAGUGUCAUUGAGAAGCUGACCAAAAAGUUUCAAGAAGCUUUCUGUGUUGUGUCAGAUUUGUGUGCCACCAGAGACCAUGAUUGCCAGCAGAUCUGUGUCAGUACAGGAGCCUCGUAUACCUGUGCUUGUGAAGCGGGUUUCACUCUUAACAAUGAUGGGAAGACCUGCAGUGUGUGUAUUGGAGGACCUGCCAUGGAUCUCAUCUUCCUGAUAGAUGGAUCAAAAAGUGUUAGGCCUGAAAACUUUGAGCUGGUGAAGAGGUUCAUUAACCAGAUUGUGGAUUCUCUGGAUGUGUCAGAUAAAAACACUCAGGUGGGCUUGGUCCAGUAUUCUAGCUCAGUCAAGCAGGAGUUCCCACUGGGGCAAUACAAAAACAAGAAGGAUAUCAAAGCAGCAGUGAGAAAGAUGUCAUAUAUGGAAAAAGGCACCAUGACUGGCCAGGCUUUGAAAUAUUUAGUAGACAAUUCCUUUGCCAUCUCCAGUGGAGCAAGGCCUGGAGUCCCCAAGGCGGCCAUUGUGUUUACUGAUGGACGCUCCCAAGAUUACAUCAAUGAUGCAGCCAAGAAAGCCAAAGAAUUAGGAUAUAAGAUGUUUGCUGUUGGAGUGGGCAAUGCUAUUGAAGAUGAACUCAAGGAAAUUGCCUCUGAACCAGUGGCAGAGCACUACUUCUAUACAGCUGAUUUCCGAACCAUCAAUCAAAUUGGAAAGAGGCUGCAAACUAAAAUAUGUGUUGAAGAAGAUCCAUGUGAAUGUGAAGCCAUUGUCAAAUUCCAGAGAAAGGUAGACAACCUCAUAAAGGCAUUGACACGAAAACUUGAAGCUGUAUCAAAAAAGCUUGCCAUUCUAGAAAACAGGAUCACUGUUUAAAAUGUAGGAUAAUGUGGCUCCUUCCCAACUUAAAAUGAGGAUACCAGAAGACUUCUGCUGAUACAGCUGGAGAGCUCUUUCAGAUGGUACCCAAGGUCCAACUAUUGGAAGUGUCUUUGUUUUGGGAGAUGAAAAAGUUGAAUCUUUCGCAUAUAAAUCACAGCAAAAGCUUGUAUGUUCUUGUUUAUUGAAUGACACUAAACAUUUCUUACCUCACAGAAUAUGCAUGCAUUAAUUACCUGAAGAAUCAUUUUAAUCAAAGCUUAAUAUAUACAUCUUUUAUGUUUUAAUGCAUUCUUUUUGCAAGUUCUGUGAAUGGUAAUUGGGAUUUUCUGUAUUUUUGGGGGGUGGGGGUCCGUUGUGCCCUUAGUUUUUUUAAAGAACUUAAUUUGACUUAUGUGACUUUGAAUGUUAUGAUUUUUUUAAAAAAAUGGUAAAUAUAUAAUUCACUAUGAAAUACCUAUGAGUAGAUGAAAGAAUUAUAUAAUACUUGAUAGGACAUAUUAGAAUAAGAUGCAUCUGCUACAAGCCUGGAAAAAGAAGGUGAGUUUAGAUAUCUAAUAAUAAUAACAAGAACAAUAAUAACCAAGGCUGAUAUUUCUGCUCAUAGCAGCAUAACACCUGGUAUUAAAAGGUCACAUCUGGAGUUUUCUACAAUGGACUCAUCUAUGAACGUAUUUACAAUGAUGGCAAUUAUGCUGCUGACCUAAUCCCUCCUAAUGUUACCAGGGAUGUCCUCAGGGUGUGGUAAAAAAAAUCAAGACAGUAGCCAUGAUGGUGUGAUUGAACUACACCCAUUUUUCCGUGUGAUACACAUGCAAAAUGGGUGGAGCUUCAAUUGCAUUCUGGCGGCCAUCAUCUUGACUUUUUUUGACCACACCCUGAGGACAACCUUGAAUGCUGACUACACUCUCAGCAAACAAAAGUGUCAUAGUCAAAUCAAGCAGGAAGUGCAGGACACUGGUUUUGAAGGAGACUCUAGCUAUGAUGUUUUUGUCACCUUUAUAAUGUCACACAAUUCACAUUCUUCUCUGCCAAGGCAGGAUAUCAUCUCAGAUGGUAUUGAAGCUACCAGCCACCCAGGGAUACUACCAUUCCUGUUGGCUUCAGAAGACUAAAAAGUGAACCUCAAGCCAUGCUGUCCAUCUCACAUUUGUUUAUCAUCACUGCCCCUCUCCCACGGUGAGCCCAAGUGGUUGAACUUCAGUUCCUUUUUUCCUUUAAAAGGUUUUGUAUCAAAAUAUUUGUACCUGAGGAUACAUAAAAGGCCUUUUCAGAAAUAUCAUGCUAAAUGAAUGGUGUCUUG